UGGGUCAUGCACUAUUCGUUUCUAACGAAAGGGAAAUGAACGCAAAAGUAAAUAUUGAAUUAACGGUUUUGCUUGUUCCACCUACUAACGGACAAAAAUGUUCGAGUAUCCUCCGUAAACCAAACCGGGCGCCAUCUGCCGCAAUUACUUGUGAAUUGUUUUGAAUCUAACCAUUGACAUUUCUCGUUCGGCUUUUCGACGACAACAGAUUUGUUCCGCCAAAAAUUUUUGUUUGCCGACCGCUAACUUAGUAUAAUUUUUUGAUUUUUAAGAAGGAAAUGUAAAAAUAUAUGUCCUUUGAUUUAUAGUCGUGGAUCGUUUAGUGUUCUUAUUAACGGUAUAUUUUUAUAAUGGCUGACGUAAAUGACGUGAACAUUAUAGUGAAAUGGAGUGGGAAAGAAUUUCCAAUUGGAGACAUUACGGAACAGGAUACAGUUGCCCUUCUGAAGCAUGAAAUAUUCAAGAAAACACAGGUGCGCCCUGAGAGGCAGAAGCUACUUAACUUGAAGUAUAAAGGGAAGUUUGCCCCGGACGAUGUUCGUUUGGGGCUGCUUGAAUUGAAGCCAAACUUCAAAAUCAUGAUGGUGGGGUCGACAGAAGCCGAUAUCGAAGACGCCUGUUGUAAACCGGAAGGCCUAGAUGAAGUGGUUGACGACUUCGAUGACCCCGAAGAAGUGGCUGUGGAAAAUGCUAGUGUCUACCUGGCGAAAGUUCAGAAACGAGUCCGUGAUUAUACCAUAACCGAAUUAAACCCUUUGCGCGAAGGCAAAAAGCUUCUCGUCCUCGACAUCGACUACACACUGUUUGAUCAUCGAUCUUCCGCUGAAACGGGUGCAGAGCUCAUGCGACCGUAUCUUCAUGAAUUCCUGUCUUCCGCCUACGAAGACUACGAUAUUGUCAUGUGGUCAGCGACAGGCAUGAAGUGGAUCGAGGAGAAAAUGAAAUUAUUAGGGGUGAGCAGCAAUCCUGGUUAUAAAAUUGCUUUCUACUUGGACUCGAGUGCCAUGAUAAGCAUCUACACGAACGACCGAGGUGUAAUCGACGUAAAGCCACUCGGAGUAAUCUGGGGCAAGUAUUCGCAGUUCACACCCCAAAACACAAUCAUGUUCGACGAUAUUCGAAGGAAUUUCUUAAUGAACCCGAAGUCUGGUCUGCGAAUAAAGCCCUUCAGGCAGGCGCAUCUGAAUCGUAGCAAAGAUAAUGAAUUGCUUAAGCUGUCCAAGUAUUUAAAAGACAUUGCGGAACACUGUGACGACUUCACCAAGCUAAAUCAUCGAAAGUGGGAAAGUUAUAACCCAAAGAAAUAGUAAGCAUUAGGGUCGAGUCAGGAUAACAUGUGCAUUCAAAACGCUAUAGAAAUUGUAAAUGACUUUUAGGUAUUUUGUUGUUUUAAGACUCAAGUAAUUAAGGAGGCCUCGAAUUAUGAGCAGCGAUCGAUAUUAAUAGUUUUUCGCAAGGAAAUAAAGCAUUUGUUUAUUACCGAA
Hermetia illucens (black soldier fly) is the source of this 1484-nucleotide messenger RNA. It is a transcript of the gene Ublcp1, whose product is annotated as ubiquitin-like domain-containing CTD phosphatase 1. The record is from RefSeq and is a predicted model, not a curated record. Gene Ontology annotation, biological process: protein dephosphorylation. Lineage: Eukaryota; Metazoa; Arthropoda; Insecta; Diptera; Stratiomyidae. The coding region runs from base 351 to 1307 and encodes 318 amino acids. Gene Ontology annotation, molecular function: protein serine/threonine phosphatase activity; protein binding. Gene Ontology annotation, cellular component: nucleus. The transcript has 2 exons.